AUGCCUCGAGAAAACAAACCACAGUACAUAACUCCCAACACACCAUACUACAUAACUCUCUCUCUCUCUCUCUCUGAAGAGUGAUUUUGAGAUUGGGAUGAAAUGGGUCGCUUUUCAAAUGUGAGGAAAGGUUCUUGGACUGAAGAAGAAGACCUUCUACUCAAGAGAUGCGUUGAGAAGUAUGGAGAAGGGAAGUGGAGGCAUGUUCCUGCAAGAGCGGGCCUAAAUCGAUGCCGCAAAAGCUGCAGGCUGAGAUGGUUGAAUUAUCUUCGGCCCAACAUCAAGAGAGGAGAUUUUGCAGUUGAUGAAGUUGAUCUCAUCAUCAGGCUCCAUAAGUUGUUGGGCAACAGAUGGUCUCUAAUCGCAGGUAGAAUCCCAGGAAGGACUGCAAAUGAUAUUAAGAAUUUCUGGAAUUCUCAUCUAAGCAAAAAGCUGAAUGAUGAGCACCGGGCCACCACGCCGAGUGUUCCGAAUCCCGACCCUACGGAAUCAGAGUGGAUGAAUGGCACAAAUUCAACUGUGGAGCAAAAUCAAAAUGAAGGUGAUGACUCAUUUUGGAAGAACCUGUUGUUUGAGGUGGACGAGAUGGAGUCGAAUCUGAAUCCAACGGUUAGGAAUAGUGGGACACUUCUUGAUGAUGAUACAGACAUGUUUGUAAGGUUUGAGAGCUUCAUUUCUGAUAUAGAACUGUGGGAUGUAUUGGGGAAUGAAUGCUUGGAUCAAAAUAAUAACAGCUGUGCUUUUUGAUA
This is a messenger RNA of Magnolia sinica, 749 nucleotides long. Its product is annotated as transcription factor MYB114-like. The record is from RefSeq and is a predicted model, not a curated record. Bases 103 to 747 code for a protein of 214 amino acids. Lineage: Eukaryota; Viridiplantae; Streptophyta; Magnoliopsida; Magnoliales; Magnoliaceae. The transcript has 3 exons.